GUUAUUGAUGUUAGUCUUCCUGUUCAUACAGAUUAGUAUUUUAAAUUGUCCCGUCGUAACAAUUCCGUAAAUAUUUUCAAAUCGAUGACAUCCAUUUCUUCAAAAAUGUAAAUAUAACGUGUUCAAUAUUAUAGUUAUCAAGAGGACCCGAUUAAAUUUGAACUAUUGGCCAACAAUGGUAGAAACGUUCUAUUCUGCAUGUUAUAUCCUUAAUAAACAAAGAACUUCUAAGUGUCAGUAUGAUUUCGAAAAUGAACAAAUCCAAAAAAAGUCAUGCUCGGAGUUGGGUUGAAGCAUCAUUUCACAAAAGAGUUUGUGUAACAUUUAUCCCAACCAGUACUGAUAAAACAAGAUGUAGUUGUGGGCUUUCCUUAACAUACCACUGUGGUGGAGGUAGUGGCUCUGUUCAAUUAGAUCCUGAUAAUCCAAAUGAAGUAUGGUCUUCCCUGAAACAUACAGUACUUUCACCUACAGAUGCUUAUGGAACAAUUGAAUUUCAAGGUGGACCUCAUCCUACCAAAGCGCAGUAUGUUAGAUUAUCACAUGAUACACGGCCAGAAAUAAUAUUACAUUUAUUUACUCGAGAAUGGGGUUUAGAAUUACCUAAGUUAUUGAUAACUAUUCAAGGUGGAAAAGCCAAUUUUGAAAUACAACCAAAAUUAAAGAAGGUAUUACGCAAAGGAUUAUUGAAAGCUGCAAAAACAACUGGUGCUUGGGUGUUUACUGGUGGAACAAAUACUGGUGCUACUCGUCAAGUAGGAGAUGCACUCUUACUUGAUUCACAGCGCCCAGGUAGAGUUGUAUCCAUUGGUAUUGCACCAUGGGGUAUAAUUGAAAACAAUCAUGAGCUCCUUGGUCAUAACAAGGAUAUUCCUUAUCAUUCUAUAUCAUCGCCUAGAUCAAAAUUAGCUGUACUUAAUAAUAGGCAUACAUAUUUUCUGUUGGUCGACAAUGGGACUUCAGGAUUUUAUGGAGCAGAAAUUGAACUGCGUAAAAAAUUGGAAAAAUAUAUUGCAAUUCAAAAACUUCAUCCAAGUGCACAUUAUAGUACUCCUGUUGUCUGUUUAGUGAUUGAAGGAGGUACUCAUACAAUAAGAGCUGUGUUAGAAUAUGUUUCUGAUACUCCUCCAGUACCAGUAGUUGUAUGUGAUGGUUCAGGAAGAGCAGCUGAUUUAAUAGCUUUCACACACAAAUAUGCAGUAGACUCUGGAGAGCAAAGUGUUAUUGAGAACAUGAAAGAAUAUCUAUUAAAUACCAUUCAGUGUUCAUUUGAAGUUGGACAAGAUAAAGCUGAACUCUUAUAUGAAGAACUUUUAGAGAUAACUAGAUAUAAACAUAUGAUUACUGUUUUUCGAGUAACCGAUGGGCAAGAAAAAGCACAAGAAUUAGAUCAAACUAUAUUAACAGCAUUAUUUAAAAGUCAACAUUUAUCUCCAUCAGAACAGUUAAGUUUAGCACUUACUUGGAAUCGUGUUGAUAUAGCUAAAUCUGAAAUAUUUGUUUAUGGACAGGAGUGGCCAGAAGGAGCUUUAGAAGAGUCAAUGAUGCAAGCUUUAGAACAUGACCGGAUUGAUUUUGUGAAAUUAUUAUUAGAAAAUGGUGUUAGUAUGAAGAAAUUUUUGAGCAUAUCUAGGCUAGAAGAAUUAUACAACACUAAACAAGGCCCAACCAACACAUUAGGAUAUAUAUUACGGGAUGUUCGACCUCAUAUCCCUCAAGGCUAUAUGUAUACAUUGCAUGACAUAGGAUUAGUAAUUAAUAAAUUAAUGGGUGGUGCAUAUAGAGCUCAGUAUACCAGGCGCAAAUUCCGUACAAUGUAUGCUCAAACACGUCGUUUAAAUAACAUGCAUAGAAACAGCGCUUCAUUUACACGCUAUUAUGGAAACAAUUUAACAUUAGGUGUUUUAGCUGAUUCUGAACAUUCAGAAGAAGAAUCACUUUUUGAAUAUCCAUUUAAUGAGUUAUUAAUAUGGACAGUUUUAACUAAACGUCAAGAAAUGGCAUUAUUGAUGUGGCAACAUGGUGAAGAAGCAUUAGUUAAAUCACUUGGCGCUUGUAAGCUCUAUAAAGCUAUGGCACACGAAGCAGCUGAAGACGAUUUAGAAACUGAAAUAUAUGAUGAAUUACGAAAUUAUGCCAAAGUAUUUGAAGACAUCUCACUUGAAUUAUUGGAUUAUUGUUAUCGUCAAGAUGAUGAUCAAGCCCAACAAUUACUCACAGUUGAGCUUCAAAACUGGAGUGGUCAAACAUGCCUUAGUUUAGCUGUAGCAGCAAAUCAUAGAGCAUUGCUUGCUCAUCCUUGUAGUCAAAUUAUUCUUGCUGAUCUGUGGAUGGGAGGUCUGAGAACAAGGAAAAACACCAAUAUCAGGAUAUUAUUAGGAUUAUUAUUUCCACCAUAUAUAUCAAGGUUAGAAUUUAAAUCUCGAAAAGAAUUGCAGUCAAUGCCUCAAACUGAAGAAGAACAUUUGUAUGGAUUGGAAUUAGAGGAGGAAACAGAAAGUGUUGAAGAAGGUGGUGUAAAUCGGUCACACUUAAAUCUUGUGGAAACAAAUUUAGAUGGGAUAACAUCUGCCACAGAUGGUGAGACGACAGAGAAUGGUACAAUGUUACCAAGUGUUUCUAUGAGUACUCAUAAACAUCCUGAUUAUGAACAAAAGUGUGUUACUCCUUCAUAUGAGUAUAGUGUAUUUGAUUUAAAGAGACAACGACCAUUGCCAUUACGGCGUAAAAUUUUUGAAUUUUAUACUGCACCAAUAACAAAAUUUUUAGCGAAUUCUGCUGCAUAUUUUGUGUUUUUGGUACUGUUUACAUAUGUGGUACUGGUCCGUAUGGAACAAACUCCAUCUUGGCAAGAAUUGUAUGUUAUAGCUUAUAUAUGCACAUUUGGUUGUGAAAAAAUAAGAGAAAUUGUUUCUUCUGAACCCACCAGCAUAAGUGAUAAGUUUUCGGUUUGGGCAUGGAAUAUGUGGAAUCCAUGUGAUGCUGCAGCAAUAAUAUUCUUUCUCAUUGGUCUUUGUUUAAGAUUACAACCAUCAUCACAGGCUAUUGGGCGAGUUAUGUUUUGCACAGAUAUUAUUUAUUGGUAUUUACGAAUUCUAAAUAUACUCGGUGUUAACAAAUAUCUUGGGCCACUGGUAACAAUGAUGGGUAAAAUGAUCAAAAAUAUGCUGUACUUUGUAGUACUUUUACUCGUAGUACUUAUGAGUUUUGGAGUAAGCAGACAGUCGAUUUUAUUCCCAGAUGAGGAUCCUGAAUGGAUUUUAAUUCGACAAAUAUUUUUACAACCUUAUUUUAUGUUGUACGGAGAGGUAUAUGCUGAUCAAAUUUAUCCAGUAUGUGAUGAAUCAUCUGGUAUGACUCAUUGCCAAACUGGCCGAUGGGUUACACCUUUAGUAAUGGCCAUGUAUUUAUUAGUUGCCAAUAUUUUACUAAUUAAUCUUUUAAUUGCAGUAUUCAACAACAUUUUUAAUGAUAUAAAUGCUAUAUCUCAUCAGGUAUGGAUGUUUCAAAGGUUUACUGUUGUUAUGGAAUAUGAACAAAAACCAUCGCUUCCACCUCCUUUAAUAUUUUUUUGUCAUGUAUUUUUACUGGCUAAGUAUCUGUGUCGUAAAAUUCGAGGUAUUCAAGAAACUUAUGAUAAUGGGUUAAAAUUAUUUUUGUGUAACGAAGAAUUAGAACAGCUAUAUGAUUUUGAAGAAGAAUGUGUUGAAGGAUAUUUCCGUGAGAAAGAUUUUAAAAUACAAAUGUCUAUGGAAGAACGAAUUAAGAUGUCUUUAGAAAAAAUGGAACAUAUACAGCAAAAAGUAGAUGAUAUUAAUCAAAAGGAAAAUACACAUAGCACCUCAGUACAAGCUUUAGAAUUUCGUCUCCAUAAAAUAGAAGAUUUAAUGGAUCAAACCUUAUCUACUUUAGGAGUAAUACACCGAUUCAUGGCAACACAAAAUGGUGAUCAAGAUAGUGGUAGUAGUAGUGACAAUGCUCAAAAAAGAAGUAAUUCAUAUGAACCAGAUUUUGAUUCUGAUCCAAAAAUUCUUCCAAUAACUGGUAGAACAAGAUGUAUUAGUGAACGAUCAGACUUGUUAUCAGAUAUAUCUGAUGCUUUACCAACUGCAUAUCGUAGAAAAAAAAAGUAUUCAUUUAAUGAGAAACGCCCUUCAAACUUUUCUGAUAGUAAUUUUUUACUAUCACAAUUUGAUGGUGUUUCUUCAUUUAAUGAUAAAUCCGCUAUGGAACUGUUUAAUUAUGAAAAUCGUCGGAUGUCUCUUAACUCAGCUAGAACAUUAGAUAGAAAGUAUGAUACUGAAAGCACUUUAUCUCCAGAUUUUAACAGCAAAGAAGUUGAUGAUAUUGAUAGUGGUGAAGCUGAUAAAGGUGGUAGUGGUGAUCCGGCUAGAUCCAGUGUAGAUCGUACAAACUGGGUGGAACCACUUAUAAAAGUAUUUCCUCCUACACCAAGCAGACAAGUUUACUCAAGCUUAUUAUCACCACAUUGUGACCUUUCACCCAACCGAGGGAAUACACCUGUACCCCGUAUCAGGCAUGCAUCAGAGAUGUCAAAUCCAGAAAUUGCUAGAUACUUAGAAAAAGAACAUCUUAGAGAUGCAGAAGAGAAUGAUUACCACCUGAUGGAAGGUCUUAUCAAACAACAUAAACGACUUCCAUCAAAUACAAUUGAUAUACCAAUCUAUAACCGUAGUGAUAAUACAAUUCGUCUUCAAACAUGUACAGAUAUUGAUCCCAGUGAACCAGUUAUUAAUACAAAUACUAAUUCUGCAGAAAGCUCAACAUCCUAUAAUCAGCUCAAUGGUAUGUCUUCCAAAAAUUGUGAUUAAACCAAAUAUUAUGUUUAAAACAUAAGAUACCAAUUAAAUAGUGAUUAGAGUAUAUUUUAUUCUGUUAUAAAUUAUUCUUCAUUUGGGCUCGAAUUUGAAUCCAAUAGUGUACUUAAAUUAAA
Sipha flava (yellow sugarcane aphid) is the source of this 4954-nucleotide messenger RNA. It is a transcript of the gene Trpm, whose product is annotated as transient receptor potential cation channel trpm. The transcript is spliced from 25 exons. The coding region runs from base 240 to 4832 and encodes 1530 amino acids. NCBI's taxonomy places the organism in Eukaryota, Metazoa, Arthropoda, Insecta, Hemiptera, Aphididae. The record is from RefSeq and is a predicted model, not a curated record. Gene Ontology annotation, cellular component: membrane. Gene Ontology annotation, biological process: monoatomic cation transmembrane transport; protein tetramerization. Gene Ontology annotation, molecular function: monoatomic cation channel activity.